CCAACAGUGUCUCUCUCUCUUAGAUUUGUUAAGAUUAAGAUUGAAGAUUCCUUCUUUUUGACUUUGCAUUUGUAUAGAUUACUGUGUGGUUUUUUUUUUGAGACAUGGCGGUGGCAGCUUUCAAAUCCUCGUCCAGAAGAGGAAACCCAACAACCACAAACUCAAAUACUGCCAAAGUAAGCAGAGACACUUCUCCAAAGAAAGCCCCAAUACGAAGAUCUAGAAGCGUCAGUGCUUUCUCUAGGACUAGUGCCAACAACUCCACCGAGACUUCUACUACUAUUUCCUCUGAUUUCUUGAACAAGAGAGACAACCCUUUGUUCUGGAGUAGCUCUACUGCUAAAUCACCUCCAGAACUCGAGCCUCAGUGCAGUAAUGGUGGUGAAGAUAGCAGGAGAGGUCGCUCUGUCACCAGGAAUAGUGGUGUUGGUAUUGGGAGUAAUAAGGGAGCUGGGAUGGAGGCUGCCCGGAGUCUGUCGAGUGUUGGUACGGCGGCCGCCCGCCGCAACCGCUCGGUGUCGCGGGGCCCGGUGUCGAGGCGCUGGGAUGUGACUUCUGAGAGUGAAGCUGAGCAAGAAGGUAAUUUAUCUAAGGAUUUCAAGAAUAGACGUGAUUGGAGUGUAGUAUCUAAUAAUACAAAAAAGGGUGGCUUAGUAAGUAGUUCUGGUGUAUGGUCUUCUCGGGAUUCCCCUUUCAGGCAUUCAGAUGGUUCCGCUACAACUUUGUCUUGUUCACAAAGUGCAAAUCGGGAAGAUAAAGCAUCCACGGCAAGUUCUUUAUCUGGAGCUGAAGAUAAAACUAUAAAAGCAGUUUGCGGAAAAAUGAAGUCAGUCCAAGGGGACAACAUGGAAGCUGAUACUACUACUAGUGGUAUAUAUGAAACUGUUCGUUCUGAAGUGAGGCGUGCUAUCUCUGAAAUCCAAAAUGACCUUGAAAUUGCUAUCCGAAAGAGUAAAACUACUGCUAUUGCGACGACCAAUAUAGCUGAUAUCCCUCCUGACUUGGUAAACCCAGAUGCAGUUGAAUUAGUUUUGGACAUCAGAAGAGAAUAUGCCAUAAAGCUUGAGCAGUCCCUUGAACGUGCUAGAAAACUUCAAGCAGACUUGGCUGUGGAGGAGCACCGCGGACAUGAGCUGAGUAGAAUUCUGAAGGAAAUACUUCCAGAUCCUAAGACCCCUAAUGUGCCAAAGUCUCGACCAGGAAGAAAAACUAGCAUUGAAAGAAGAAAGAUGUCAAAACGUCUAGAAGAAGAAGCCAUGAAUUAUUUUGAUGAGUGUGUAUCAUUAUCAACAUUCGAUAGUUCUGACUUCUCAUCACCAGAGGACCCACCAUUUGAUCUUGCUACCCCAGUUGGUGACAGUAUACUACCCCAAGCAAGUUUGGGUGCUUCAGCUACCAACUUUACCAAGAGUUCCUUAAAUACUAAACAGGCACAGGAAUCAGACAUUCCAGGUCAGUUCAUGAAUGGUGAUGAUGCGUCAAGACUAACAGCCAGCAGUGACAGUAAGGAGCCCAAGUUGGAUCCAGUAAGUCAAGAAAGUGCCAAUUCCAAAAGGAGCCAGAAAUUUCAGUUCACCUUUGCUGGCAAGACAACUGAAACUUUUGAGCUUCAACAGGACAUUAAGAAGUAUAUCAGAACUUUUGAGAAACAUGAUGUUGUCUCAGAGAACAACAGAUCAAACUGUUACAACAUGGAUGAAUAUAAUCUGCAAGCCUCAGCUCAAAGCUUGUUGUUUGACAAGGUCAUAUUGAAAAACAGAAUUGAGUCCGGUAGUUUGCUUGUGUGUGGUGGUAUCACUGUUUCAUUUUCUCCUUUUGCUUCUAUCAUCUGAAUGUUGUGGUUAUGGGAAUCCCACUAGUUUAUUGUGAACCUGGGAAUACUAUUACGCCAAACAAAAAAACACUCUUGUAUAAAGUCAUGUAAUUUUGUCCUUUUGUUGAAUGUGAUUUUUUCUUUUUUUGAGAAA
Messenger RNA from Quercus robur (English oak), 1967 nucleotides. RefSeq lists its product as uncharacterized. NCBI's taxonomy places the organism in Eukaryota, Viridiplantae, Streptophyta, Magnoliopsida, Fagales, Fagaceae. The record is from RefSeq and is a predicted model, not a curated record. The transcript has 8 exons. The coding region runs from base 105 to 1832 and encodes 575 amino acids.